This is a messenger RNA of Seriola aureovittata, 5318 nucleotides long. Its product is annotated as nuclear factor 7, ovary-like. The transcript has a single exon. The record is from RefSeq and is a predicted model, not a curated record. Bases 2423 to 3826 code for a protein of 467 amino acids. Gene Ontology annotation, molecular function: zinc ion binding; protein binding. NCBI's taxonomy places the organism in Eukaryota, Metazoa, Chordata, Actinopteri, Carangiformes, Carangidae.
CUGAGGGAGGAAGAGGAGCAGAAGAGUCAGAUGAUGAAGGAGAAGAUGGAGGCUUAGAGCAGAGAGAUAGCAGCUCUGUCACACACAGUCAGAGCCACAGAGGACGAGCUGAGAGCUGAAGACGUCUCAUUCCUGCAGAACUACAAGGUUACAGUGGAAAGAGUCCAGCAGCGCCUCCUGCUGGAUGAUCCACAGCUGGUCUCAGGAGCUCUGAUAGACCAGGCCAAACAUCUGGGCAACCUGACCUACAACAUCUGGAACAAGAUGAAGGACAUGGUCUCCUACAGUCCUGUGAUUCUGGACCCAAACACUGCUCAUCCAGACCUCAUCCUGUCUGAGGAUCUGACCAGUGUGAGUCAUGGAGAGAAACACAAGCUUCCUGACAAUCCAGAGAGGUUUGACUAUUAUCACAUCGUCCUGGGCUCUGAGGGUUUCACCGCAGGAAGUCACAGCUGGGAUGUCGAGGUCGGAGACAAUACAGGCUGGGUCCUGGGUUUGGCAGCAGAGUCUGUCCAGAGGAAGGGAGUCAUAAAGUCUAGAUUGUGGUGACUAGGAUUGUGGGGAUCUGAUGGUGACACUGCUGCGUAUUCACCAUCAGAUCCCCACAUUGUUGUCUCGGUGAAGAAGAAGCUCCAGAGGAUCAGAAUUCACCUGGACUGCGACAAAGGGAAACUGUCGUUCGUUCUCUGAUCCUGAUGCUAACACACACAUACACACCUUCUCACUCACUUUCACUGAGAGGCUGUUUCCAUACAUUAGCAAUAGUAAUGUUCUCCAACUAAAAAUGUUACCAGUGAAGGUCUCUAACACUGAAAUAGCUUAGUCGGUGAUAGAGAUGCGGUGUUAAUAGUAAUCAUUUUUUAAAUAGCAAUACUCAACAAUUACAAGUCAUUUCAAGAUAUCUUAUUUUCUUUCUAUGUAUGUUUACAUGGGUGAAUUUCAAAUACUCACGUAUAGGCUUACAAUGUGGCGCUGAAAGGUUUGAUGCUUGCCCCUUUUUUCACUUUGGAUUUCCAGAACCUACAAUAGAUUCCUAUGUCGACCCAGAGUCACAGCAAAAUGCGCUGUAUCAAGAAGUACAUGUAAACUUCUCAAAUCACUUCAACAUAACCAGCUUCUCUUUGGUUGAUGUUGUUGAUGAUUUCUUCCUUCCCUUUUAGAGAGCUUUGGUUAGUGUUGAUGUUAUUCUGGGAAUAAAAAUCCAUUUGACUUGACUUGACUCUUGACCUCCUGUGUCAGUACUGUCAGUAAAAUGUAAUAAUUAGUAAAGAGGCUUUAACAUGCAGUCAGAAGACAAAGUGAAAAUAAGGUUUUGCCACAAGCAUGUUUCAUAUCUCAGGUCUAUCAUAAGAAACAAUGUGAUUAUACUGAUCAAACAAGUCACUCUGUGCUCAUUAGCUUUAUAGCUAACAUAACAUUAUAUAGCUAAACCUGUUUGCUAGUUCGAGUACCAAGGAGCUUAUUGAUGUUAACUAAUGUAUAUUAAAGUCUGUUCACAAAUGAGAAGCAUUUAUAUUUUCAGGGGUCGUUUGUCAUCCACUACAGGUCUUAGUUUUGACGGGAAUUGUAGUUAUCCUAAUAAAUUUGCCAAAUGGAAAGCAAAAGUCGUCAUUUAACAUCCAGGUUAGCCUCUGCUCCACUAGCAUCAGUAACUCAACGCAACUCCAAUUCAGCAUUUCUUCCAUCCAUUUGACAAAUUGUCAAAUAAAUAGAUAAAGGAAAAAAACAACUGACAACAUUUGUUAUUUAUGUAAGUAACAUAUACAACAGAGUCAAGUACUUUUUCAUUGAAACUCAAAUUAGCCACAGCCACAGACAAAGGUUUAUAACGUGAUCAGCUACAGCGACUUUACUCACUUAUAACUACAAGUCUCCGAGGUAACCUUCUAAACAUUUAUGUUUUUAAUUUUCUGAACAGGAAUCUGCUAUUUCAUUUUCUUUUUCAUUUCUUAGUUGAUAACAUAACAAAGAGUUAGGGCUGGUGUCUUACUGCUGCUCUUGAAGAAUAAAAACCCACAUUGACGGUGCUGGGGAAGGAAAUUCUGGCCUUGUUUGCUACAUAACUGCUCAACGUCUGACAGAGAUUGCCAGACAAAGCUCCACCUCCAACUCACCUGAGACUAACCAGGAAAUAGACUUGUUCCUCCACGACAGACUUUGAGAGACAGACAAUAAGAAUCUCUUCCAGACCAGAUCCACAACUUCCCCUGAGAGGAAACGAUACAACACAAAAUACUGGGAGCAACAUUUAACAGCGUUAUCCUGCUGAUGACUGCACACACAGACUGUGAUUUUAAAGAAGGAAGUGAAACAGCUCAGAGUGAUUAUAACUUUCAGGGAACUUUCUAGAGAAGGGAGUGGACUGGCUUCCUGUUUAGGGCUCUGUCUGGUCUCUGUGUUUUCAGCCUCACUGCAAGAGAAAAUGUCUUUCCGAUCACAGGAGGAUCUCUCCUGUCCAGUCUGCCAGGACAUUUUUAAAGAUCCUGUUGUCCUGUCGUGCAGCCACAGCUUCUGCAGAGACUGUCUGCAGAGCUGGUGGAGAGGGAAACCUAUACAGGAAUGUCCAGUUUGUAAGAGGAGAUCAUCAAGGAGUGAACCACCUCGUAACUUGGCUUUAAAAAACCUGUGUGAGACUUUCUUACUGGAGAGAGAGCAGAGAGCAGGAUCUGAGUCUGUCUGCAGUCUGCACUCUGAGAAACUCAAACUCUUCUGUCUGGACCAUCAGCAGCCAGUGUGUCUCGUCUGCAGAGAUUCAAAAACACACAACAACCACAGAUUCAGACCCAUCCAUGAAUUUGCACAGGAUCACAAAAAGGAGCUCCAGAAAUGUCUUAGGCCUCUACAGGAGAAACUGAAGCUGUUUGAACAAGUUAAAGGAAACUUUGAUGAAACAGCAAAACACAUUAAGGUCCAGGCCCAACACACAGAGAGGCAGAUUAAGGAGCAGUUUAAGAAGCUUCACCAGUUUCUAGAGGAGGAAGAGGAGGCCAGGAUCACUGCUCUGAGGGAGGAAGAGGAGGAGAAGAGUCAGAUGAUGAAGGAGAAGAUGGAGGCUCUGAGCAGAGAGAUAGCAGCUCUGUCACACACAGUCAGAGCCACAGAGGACGAGCUGAGAGCUGAAGACGUCUCAUUCCUGCAGAACUACAAAGUUACAGUGGGAAGAGUCCAGCAGCGCCCCCUGCUGGAUGAUCCACAGCUGCACUCAGGAGCUUUGAUAGAUGUGGCUGAACACCUGGGCAAUCUGACCUUCAACAUCUGGAACACGAUGAAAGAUGUGGUCUCCUACAGUCCUGUGGUUCUGGAUCCAAACACUGCUCAUCCAGAAUUCAUCCUGUCUGAGGAUCUGACCAGUGUGAGUCAUGGAGAGAGACAGAAGCUUCCUGAAAACCCAGAGAGGAUCGACUAUCACCGCUCUGUCCGGGGCUGGGAGGGCUUUAACUCAGGGAUUCACAGCUGGGAUGUUGAGGUUGGAGACAAUACAGCCUGGUUUGUUGGUAUGGCUACGGAGUCUGUCCAGAAAAGGGGACGAACAAAGUCUGGAUUCUGGCAAAUAGAGUUCUUCAGUGGUAGAUACAGCACACGCCUGUUAGGAUAUCCACCCGGUGUUCUCCGAGUGAAGAAGAAGCUCCAGAGGAUCAGAGUUCAUCUGGACUGGAACAGAGGAAAACUGUCUUUCUUUGAUCCUGACGCUAACACACACAUACACACCUUCACACACACUUUCACUGACAGACUGUUUCCAUGCAUAGGCACUUUGAAUGAACUCCCCCUGAAGAUGUCACAAGGCAAGAUCCUUGUAACCAGAGAAUGGAUCAGUGAGAGAUGAUUGUGAGGAUAAGCACAGAGGUGAUGUCUCGUAUUUCAAAGUACUACUGCCAAAUUUAGAUACAACCAGUUCUCUGUGUGGUCCUGAAAUCCAAUUGCACUAGCUGACCUCCUAUGUAUCCUUAAAAUGUUUUCCACUUAUUGUCCUGCUGCAGAAUGACUUUAGGAUUGAUCAGAGACCUCCCUCAUGUUAUUUCAUGUUGGAUAAGAAUCUCAACAUCUAAAGCACCUAAAACUUUUGCCUGGUACUAUACAAAAACAAAAAUGAUACUAGAAGAAAGCACAGACCUCCACCAAUGCCUGUGUCAAAGCACAUACACCAGACUUCAGAGAAGAAAAUUAAAAUCAAAACGAUUCACUUUGAUUCAACAAAAAAAAACACAAAAAAAACAGGCCUUAUAAGGUAUUAAAAGUCUUAAUUUUCCUUUAAGCUUAAAUAUUUUUUUCCUGCCGUAGACAGUUCCAUUGGUUGUUGCAUGUUUUGAUUGCAUACAUACAUUGUAUUGUACAAUAUCUGCCUGCUGUCGUUGCAUCAUAUGACCACUAGAUGGCGCCCCAGACUGUGAUUUGUUCAGCCUGAAAAGUGUAGAAACCUCGAGGUCAGUUUGUGGUUUUAUUUUAUUUGUUUCAUAUUUAUUUUCUUUCUUCAGCAUGUUCUUUAUCUAUUUCCCCUUUUUCCUUUGUCAUCCAAAUGUACAAACAUUAAAAUGGCAGUGAGAGUAAUCUAAACUCUUCUCUUCGUCACUGUCACUUUCCCGUUGGAUACUUGGGAGCAUUUUACUGUUUUUAGCUGCCUGUUACUUAUAAUAGAUUUGUUUCCCUGCUGUGGUGGUGCUACUUUUACUGAAGUAAAGGAUUUGAAUCACAGUCAGAUGCCCCAGUGUUCUGUGUGUCUCUGAUUACAAUGAAAUUUACAUUUUCACACUUUAGGUCACAUGUUAAGAUUCACAGUUUUGUUCUUGCUGCCUCUGGCUCUGGCCUGGGGGGGUAAGAUGUUUAAUAGUUAAUCCUGAUGAAGUCCUGCCAGGUUCACAAGGAGAGACUGACUUAGAUCUGACUGAUGGUCAAACUUCAGAUAGACGUUUCACAAAGCUGCGUAGCUCUUUCUUAAGUAAGACAAGAUUGUGAUAAAUUCUCGAUUAAUUAAGAUAAAGUUUCUGUCUGAAAUUACUCCCUUUUUACUGUAUAGUGCACUAUGUAUACUGGCUGAAAAAUGCAGUGUCCAUCUCAUGUGGCCUGUACAGCACUUUGUGCUGACAGUCUCACAAUGCAAUGCUCUGCUAAUGAAAGACUUCAACAUUUACAAUCUUAUUUUACAGGGAAAAUUCAGCGAGGAGUCUGAACCAAAAAGAAAAAUAAUUUUGAAAGACUUCAGUGGACAGGAACAUCAAAGUCAAAUAAGUGACAAUAUCCUCGCUGCUGUCUCUAACAACUGUUUCUUCUCUCAUGAAUCUUUCCACAACCUUGUUAAAUAAACCAGAUAUUAUCAGCAA